CGCUUCCGCCUGGGAAAUUUAAUUUCCGACACUUUGGGCGUGAGACGCGGCCGCCGCGGCGCCACACGUGGUCUUCUCAUUGACCACGGCGCGCACGAAUAUUGGCUCACGUUGUGCAACCCUUCAGCUGUUUCCCGCCAAAGCUCGCCAUUACAAAACACAGCGUGGUGAGAGGGCUAGGCGUGGGCCGAGUGAGCGCGCGCUGUUUUGGAUCGCGGGAGCGUUUUCCGUCGAAUCCGACUGCCGUUUUUCGCCUUUCGGCGCCCCGCGUGUCCGACGCGUGCCGGAUUCGUCCAGCGAGAAGACUUGGAGCCAUGGCCGCGGCCUACCGCAGCCUCAGCGAGGAGAGGAAGAUGAGCGGCGACGACUUCGAUUCUGGCGACCAGGAGGAUGUGGGCAGGCUGAGCGACCGGGCGGGGUCGCCGUCCAUGCACAUGGACCACGAGAAGAGGAUGCGGCGGGAGAUCGCCAACUCGAACGAGCGGCGGCGAAUGCAGAGCAUCAACGCGGGCUUCCAGUCGCUGCGGACGCUGCUGCCGCACCACGAGGGCGAGAAGCUGAGCAAGGCUGCGAUACUGCAACAGACCGCUGAGUACAUCUACACCUUGGAGCAGGAGAAGACCAGACUUCUUUCACAGAAUUGCCAGCUGAAGAGAAUUAUCAAUCAGCAUGAAGGAGAGACCUCCACUACAGUCAAAAAGCGGAAGACUGACUCGGGACCUGUCACGGUUGUCCCUGCCCCUGUGAGCGAGUCCUCUGACGAAGGCAUUGGAAGCAUGUCUCCCGAGCCCGUCAGCAUGGGUGCCUCUGGAGGAACCACUGUCCCUACACCGGAGCAAGAGAAUGCCACCGAAAUGUUGCGCAGAGAGAUGAUGGACUUGCGUGUCCACCUGGAACGGGAGAGACGCAUCAGGCUUGUUCUGGAGGAUCAAGUCAAGUCUCUAGAAAACCAGCUUUUCCCUGACCGAGCUCCUCUGCAAUACCAACAUGAGGUUGCAGCAUGGCCUGAGGAUCCCCCACUAGAGGAAGAUUUAUACCCAGAUUUGAAACAAGAUGCCGAGCUCUCCCAUUCAAUAAUUCAUCAGACGGUUGUUGAAAGAGAGAUUCCCCCUCGAAGAGAGUCACAGUGCUCCUCUCACAGUGGCAGCAGACUAUUUAAAGAUGAAGUUGACGGUGUUACUUCUAUCCAGUCCUCAGCAAUUGUCGCUUCUCCGUCACUCAUUUUCGCUGCUGAUACUGAGGGCCCUCAAAUGGCAUCUCUGCCAAUUCCUGUUGUUGCAUCCCCAUGCCCUUCACCCAUUCAAACAACCAUCUUGGGACCUGUCUCUCCGGUUUUGGAGCCUGCACAACCCAGCGUCUUGGAAGCAGCAAUCAAAGCAGAGCCCAAAGUAGAAGUUGAGAGACUUCCAUCUCCCCCUUCCAUCUCUGAUGAUCAAGCAAGGCUGUUUAUCAAUACUUCAAGGCAGAAUCUGGAAACCAUCGUAGAAGCGAUAAGACACCUGGAGGGUGAUCACUUAUUCAGUGACGAUCCUUCCCCUCACCGACUUCCAGUUCUUCCACCUCAAUCGGUCGUCACAUCAGUGACAACAGAAGUUAUUGUCCCUCACCAAGACCAUCUUCAAGAGAGAUUGCAGGGAUGUCCUGAAAAUGAGGCGCAAGAAAUGCCCCUUGCUCUUACCACAAAUUCAAGAGUGUUACCUCAGCAGAGCGCAGACCAGAGAAUACUGAAGAUGAAAAUGGACUCAUUUACCUACCAGCAACAACAGCAUCGACCAGGAGUAAUUGUCGUGAAACACACAUAAGGGAUUGCCUGUUAAACUUUCAAAAUUCACUGUCUUUCGUCUCAUCUUUCAAUUUCUUUCUCAUCUUCCCCUUCGUUUUACUUCUUUUAUUAGUUGAUGAUGAAAUUGUUUUAAAACAGUAAUCGCAUUGACUUUCUGGCAGUUGUUUAAAAGCCAGCUGAUCUAAUGUUGUUGUUGUUGUUAUUAUUGUUGCUGUGUGCUCUUAAUUAGGACCUACAUGAUUUAGGUUGAAUUUUAUUAUUUAUUUACACUUCUUCCCAUUUUUUCUUGCUUUAGGAAAUUUGGUAAAACCUGUGACUGUAUAUUCAGAAUUCAAUUCAAUUGUUAAUGUAAGACCUUUAAGUUUAAAUUGUGAGGAUGAAUAUUUUUCAAGCAGCGAAAUGAGUGGUGCAUAUGUAACUGUACUGUUGUGUUACGUCUUGUGAUUAAGACAAACUUGUCAUGCUUCAUGCUGUAUUCUCGCUACUUAUUUUCUGUUAUGUUUCUCUCCCUAUGUGUCUUGUUUUCUCCAUCAUUCUUCUCAUAAAUUUAUUUUGUAUACCCCUCAGAGAAGUAAUUGUAAAUAGGUUGUUAGUUUUGUUACAUUUUGUAUGUAGCCAAUUCCUGGCCUUGUUUUAGGACAACCCUCGUUGUUUUCUUUUCCUCUUUCUAACUCUUUGUUUGCGAAUAUGUGUGGAUCUGUUACACACUCAAUGUUUGGAGUAUUUAAUGGAUGAAUGAAUGCAUGAAUGAUUGUGUGUUGAUACACACAGGAUUGGCCUAAGUGCGAAGACAAUGUUUCUGAGGUAAAACUAUCUUAAUAUUUUGGACAAUGAUUGAUGUCAUUUCCAUUUGACAUCUUUUGUUAUUUUACAUGAUUUUAAGGUUUAUGAUUUUGGUCUUUGUCUGCCUUUGUCAUGAUUAUUGUUACCAUUGUUUCUUUGAGUGGCAUGAAAAUUACCGUACCUGCCAUAAAUUCUGAGUUCUCCAACUUUCUGAAGUUGGCAUAAAGUAUAUGGAGGAAAUAUCGGACAUAGCUUAUGAAAGUUACUUAUGAUCUACCGAUUAUUUGAAACAUCACACUUUCAUUUUCGUUUAAUUUGUGAUUUACUUUGUGAGAAACCGUCAUGGAUUGAGUUUUCUUCAAUCAUGUAAUUUGUUGCUGUUUCCCUUGUGUUGUGUGAUUUUUUUCUGUUAACUUUUAGAGUUUCUAUUAUUUUAUUCUGUAUUAAGUUGACGUGUGUGUAAAGCGUUAUAUUCUAAUUUUUAAGGGUGCUGUCUUGCAUUUGGGCCAAUGCAGUAUGUAUGUAUUUAUGAAUGUGUGAGAAGAGAAUGAAAGUGUUAUGGAGUGUGCAUUUAAUCUAAUUAAAAUGUAGAUUUGCGCUCUUGCUUGUGUGUGAAUGAGGAAGCCUAAGAGUUCUUGUAUACGAUGGUUGAGUGAAAUUUGAAUUUUCAUGUUUAUGCCUCACAGCUGUUUCUUUCUGGUACACUUAUUGCGCCAUCUUACUCCUCCAUUUCAACAGUAUAGACGUGUGUGAUUCUGCUUGUAAUUUGUGUAUUAAAGGUCAUGAGUGCUUGCUAAAUUAUGUUACAUGAUGUUACACAAUAUGAUUAUUUAAUUAUCAAAUAUGUUAACUUGAAAGGAAUAUCCCUCUAUCCGGGAACAGUACUGAUAAUUAUGUAUUAAGUAUCUGCUUUACAAACUUUUGAAAAAAAAAAAAAAAAAA
Messenger RNA from Thrips palmi, 3508 nucleotides. RefSeq names its product helix-loop-helix protein 11 (gene crp). Gene Ontology annotation, biological process: regulation of transcription by RNA polymerase II. The record is from RefSeq and is a predicted model, not a curated record. Gene Ontology annotation, cellular component: nucleus. NCBI's taxonomy places the organism in Eukaryota, Metazoa, Arthropoda, Insecta, Thysanoptera, Thripidae. The transcript has 8 exons. Gene Ontology annotation, molecular function: DNA-binding transcription factor activity, RNA polymerase II-specific; RNA polymerase II cis-regulatory region sequence-specific DNA binding; protein dimerization activity. Bases 315 to 1802 code for a protein of 495 amino acids.